AUGGCGGAUCCGUUGAGCUUGCUGCGGCAGUUCAAUGUCAACAAAAAAGACAUCGCCGAGAAGAAUUCUCAAAUAAUAUUCGAUGAGUACUCAUGGCCGAAGACCGUAAAGACCAACUACCUCGUUUGGGGGUCCGGUAAAGAUGGGGCACCCCGGGAAUACUACACGCUGCAGUGCCUGCUCUUUCUUCUCAGAAAUGUACAUUUGUCUCACCCGGUGUACGUGCGACAGGCCGCUGCUGAAAACAUUCCUGUUGUCAGGCGUCCUGACAGAAAGGACAUCCUUGCCUACCUGAAUGGGGAGACGGCUACAUCUGCCAACAUUGACAAGAGUGCUCCCAUUGAGAUACCUACACAAGUGAAAAAAACAGCCGAGGAGCCUCAGAAUGAAGUGGUCAAGAAGCCACGUCUUGAGGAGACUCAAAUGCAGCGUGCUAAGGAGCAGUUUUCAGCACGGUUGGAUGCUCCCAAGGAGGCGCCUGUGGUCACUGAACAGAUCAGGUCUUUGUCUGAGGCUAUGUCUGUGGAAAAGAUUGCAGCUAUCAAGGCAAAACGCUUGGCAAAAAAGCGGGCCACCAUCAAAGGGGACGAUGACCUUGGCCUUGCCGACAUGCAGGGCAUUCUCGAGUAUGAUGUAGACGUCACACGUGAUAUCCUGAGUCGUGAGCGCCAGUGGCGCACCCGGACUACCGUGCUCCAGAGUGCUGCAAAGAAUUUCGCCAAGUCCAUUUUCCCAAUCCUCCAGUCAAUCAAAAUGCGGGAGGACGGCAUCACCACCAAGCAGGCUCAACCUGAAGCCAAUCAACCACCCAAAGCCACACCAGUGCGUGCUAUGCCGCAACCAGCUGUUUACAACCGAUACGAUCAGGAACGUUUCAGGGGCAAAGAAGAGACGGAGGGCUUCAAAAUUGACACAAUGGGUACAUACCACGGCAUGAACUUGAAGUCGGUGACCGAGGGCAGCCACCCUAAGCGGCCUGUACCCUCGGCCACUCCAACACCAGCCGCCCAUGCCACCGCCCCUGUGGCUCCACCUGUGGCCCGGCCAUUACUAAAGAGAGUGUCACGGACACCUAUCAUCAUUAUUCCGGCAGCCACAACCUCACUCAUCACCAUGUACAAUGCAAAGGAUAUCCUGCAAGACCUGAGGUUUGUCAGCACAGAUGAAAAAAAGAGUCAGGGCUGCAAACGUGAAAAUGCAGUGCUGAUCCAGCGUAGGCGCAACAGAGGAGCCACCGUCUCGUACCGAGUGAUUGACAAUCCCUCUACCUUGGCCCCUGAGGAUUGGGAGCGAGUCGUGGCUGUUUUUGUACAAGGCCCUGCCUGGCAAUUCAAGGGUUGGCCUUGGGGAGGAAACCCUAUUGAGAUCUUCUCACGCAUUAAGGCAUUCCAUCUCAAGUGGGAUGAGAUCACUCUGGACAGCAAUGUGGCCAAGUGGGCAGUGCACGUGAUCCAGCUGAGCAAGCAGAAACGCCACCUUGACAGAGCCAACUUACUCAACUUUUGGGAGGUGCUUGACAGAGUCGAGUUUCAGCGUACCUGGACGCAUGAUGCUACAAGAAACGCAUAAUGAGCUUUCACAAGCCACUACUACCACCACCACCACCACCGCUGCUCCAACUACACACAUGAUAGUUUGUAUGCAGUUAUAGCUGAUAGCGUGAGGGCGCCUUUUAUACUGCUGCUGAAACAGAUGCAGCAUUAAAAAAAAAAAAAAAAACAUUGGUGAAUCUUUCGGUUGGCAGCCAAGCUCUUCGUCAGAGUGAGACACACAUAAGGAUGGCGUGACCUCAGUCAUUUCUCCCUGGCCCCUUACACUCUUUUCCCAUGAACUUGUUUAUGUCCGAGGUCACCAUGAUGUGUGAGUGCUACUUCGCUUUUUUUUUUUUCUCCCUGCUCACCCAGACCGAAACGGCUGUAGAUUGUUUUUUUUUUUUUUUUUUUUUUUGUUGUGCUUCAAGUGAUGCAGGGGCAUAGCUUCUGCAAGACCUUGAUUGCUCUGUUGAUUUAGAAAAGUUACUAUUUGGCUAUUUGAUUUUUUUUUGCUUCGCAUUUGAAGCUUAUUGUUAACAUAUUUGAGGCCACCAUGAAAUAUAUUGAAUAGUGUUGCACUGUACCAGGUGGGGUGUCCAGAUCUUUUUUUUUUUUCCUGCUCCCCCCCCCCCCCCCCCACUUUUAAUUUCUGAUAAGUCAAAGGAAUAGUAGCAACCUAGAAGUGAAAGAAAGAUUGGACCUCCCGGUGGUGUCAGUGCUGUCAUUACACCUUACUCAUACAUGCUUUCAAAGGCCUGACACCAAUAAGAUGGAAUUGUUCACCGUCAAUGCCCGAUCGAAUACCUUGUGGCCAUUCUUCACCUGUGUGAGCUUGAGCUACACCCAUUGGUUCCCUGUCCCAAGUAGUGAGGUGUAUAUUGCCAACCUGCUUGUUCAAACCUGCCUUCCUGACUGCUCUGUUUCAACCCUGCAUAAUUUCUUUCUAAUUGUUUGAUUACACUUUUCGCAUUUGGUGAAGUGUCUGACCUAGCUGAAUGAAUGAAAUACACUUUGUAGACUGCACUCAUAUAAUUUUUUUCCCUGUAUCUUUUUUUUCCCUCUUCACCUCUGUCAAUCUAUUCCUGUGCAAUUCUACCCAUUUCAAACCAAUAUUCUUGUUCAUUCACAUUAUAGCAAAUAUCAGAUAAUCAUAAAAUUUCACCGAUGUUAAAUGGAAUUCUCACUCUGCGACAUUCUUACAUUCUCAGCAGUAGUGGUAUUUUUCUGUUAUACCAGUUCAAUAUAUUUUUUUUUCUUUCUUCAUCCCCUGUUCCCUCCACCCCCUCUUGAUCUUUAUUGUUGUUUCAAAGUGUCAUGUGCACCUAGAGCUUGAUGGAGAUCUUGACUGUGGACACCAUCUAUCGCCAAACUGUAUGAUACAUUUUGGCCUAAGUCUUUAUUCUGUUGGAGCUCUUUACUGACACUUGUUUUGUUGCAUUGGAAAAAGCAGUCAGUGUGCUCAAGUCUUGUCUAACAUUGUGCCUGUGAGAGGAAGCCAUUUCUUUUUCUAUGUCAUGAAAGGGAAUUGACUUGUCUUUUGUAAAUGAAGUUUGUCUCGAUGAGUGAACUACUGGUCAACAAAGAGUAGCUGGAACUCGUGCCAGCUAGAUCAAACAGAGCCCUGGGACAAAGAGCUGAUUUUCAUAAUUGUACAUCACCGACCCAAGGAGAACGUGGCUCCACUUUUGUGGAUAAAUUACGUUGAGGAAAAAAAGGCUGUAAACAUUCUGUAUGCUUCUAACACUUAUCACUUAGAAAUAAAACAAUUGAUGGCUGGUAAAGAAACUCAUCGACACCUUCAUUCAGGCAACUGUUUUCUGAGUUGUGUUACAUCACAUUGACUUGUAAAAUAAUAUCCAAGUACACGUUAGAAUUUUCAUUUGAAACAGUGUACAUCUGGAAAUUAUUUGUUAUAUGUUUGUUUGUUUUACGUUUUCUAUUGUACAUUGGUAUAUUUAGUCUUAUACAUACAACCAUUUUAAAAUCACUUAAUCACACACAUUUGCUCAUACAGGGGCCACAUACCUUGUUCCGUAAGGACAGUGAAGUAGUAGUGUACAUUCAGGGCCUACAUUAUUAGUGAAAAAUAUACAGUCUGAUGCUGUGACUGUUAGCAAUUAUCUUGCAUAGUUUAUAAUUGAAUUUUUUAGGAUGCCCUGUUUGUGCAUCACUGUAGUUUGGCACUUGACGUCAAUAUAUAAAGGCACCACAAGUGCCACGCACUCUGGUGUAUAGUGUGCACAAGGAGAGUAGUGCGCACAGCUACUGUCACUGUUCUUUCACCAGUGGUGAUGGCCCAUGUCCUGUUCUUAAUGGAAUGUCUGUCAUCGGGAUAGAAUUCUUGUAUAUAGUAAUACAGUGCAUACCUGCCAAGUCCCCCAGAUUGUCUGGAAGACUCCCGGAUUUCGACCAUUUCUUUUGUUUGGACGGUUGUCGUGAAAAUCUAUCAGAAAUCGAAAUUUCUGUGUGUUAUGUGGUCGCACUGAAAAAAAAUAUAGGUCAAUCUGCUCCAGGCUUUUUGCAAACCCACCGCAUUUUACUAUUUUACCUAAGGCAUAUGGACGCCGCCAUCUUGGGCUGUUGAGUCUUAAGUUUUUUCUUGUUGUGUAUAUUGCGACGUGGCCAUGAAACAAAAAUGCAAAGGUUAAGAGCCCAGUAUGGCGGCACUGAAACACCACCGCAAAAUAG
Rhipicephalus microplus (southern cattle tick) is the source of this 4220-nucleotide messenger RNA. It is a transcript of the gene hyx, whose product is annotated as cell division cycle 73 hyrax. Gene Ontology annotation, cellular component: Cdc73/Paf1 complex. The record is from RefSeq and is a predicted model, not a curated record. Lineage: Eukaryota; Metazoa; Arthropoda; Arachnida; Ixodida; Ixodidae. Gene Ontology annotation, biological process: transcription elongation by RNA polymerase II; positive regulation of transcription elongation by RNA polymerase II. Gene Ontology annotation, molecular function: RNA polymerase II complex binding.